AUGUCGACGCCCUCGCGGUCCUCGUAUCAUCUUCGCUUGGGCAGCGUCCACGGCGAUUUCUACGACGGUCGCUCUUCCAGGUCCCGCGCCCCGCCUGUCAGCUACGAAGAUGCGUAUUCCUACGCCUUGCGAGUCGCCUUCCUUCGCUACAUCCUCCAGCCCAGGAAAAAGAGGAAGGAGUAUGUCGCUGCUCCCAAGCGCCUCCAGCGCGCCCACUCGUCGAGCAUCAGCGAGCUGGUCAAGGAGAUCGGGCCCUCGGGUCACCCUGCCGCAAAACUGCCCUCAAACUUCAGCCGUACCCUGGCCAAGCGCAUGUCUGGCGUCGUCACCGGCGCCGAAAAAUUGCCCGGCUAUAACGAUGCCUCUCUGAAGAGGAGCUUCGCCGAAGCAUACACAGCCUUCACGGCCAAGGAGUUCCAGAAGAGCCUCGAUAAGGACAGGAAGGUUGAGGACCUCGUCCUGAUAUUCUAUUCGGCAGCUACCAAGGCCCAGGGGCGGGGAAGGCCCCCGAUGAUCACUCGUGGAAGGCGUUGGUAG
Thermochaetoides thermophila DSM 1495 is the source of this 537-nucleotide messenger RNA. RefSeq lists its product as uncharacterized. The coding region runs from base 1 to 537 and encodes 178 amino acids. The transcript has a single exon. The record is from RefSeq and is a predicted model, not a curated record. Lineage: Eukaryota; Fungi; Ascomycota; Sordariomycetes; Sordariales; Chaetomiaceae.